This is a messenger RNA of Hippopotamus amphibius kiboko, 831 nucleotides long. Its product is annotated as basic proline-rich protein-like. The record is from RefSeq and is a predicted model, not a curated record. The coding region runs from base 289 to 831 and encodes 180 amino acids. Lineage: Eukaryota; Metazoa; Chordata; Mammalia; Artiodactyla; Hippopotamidae. The transcript has 2 exons.
GCCAGGCCGGAUCACAUACUGAUUCACGAUGACCUCGUCCGCCGGCGCCACUCGGGGGAAGCCCAGCUCCGCGCUGCCCUUGCGGGGCCGACGUGGCAGAGGCGGAGUGCGGGGCGCCCCUUCCAAGGCAGGCCAGGCUUCCCUGCCCCCUUGGGAUACACCGUCUUCCCGAGAGGCGCCCAGGUGAGAGGAAAGACAGAAGGCACGCCGGCAACGACAGGGCAGGGGACCAGGGCCGCCUGGGCCCCCAGAGGGCCCUUCCCUACCCUGCCAGGGCCGCCACGCGGCAUGCUGGCCCUCCUGGGCCAGGCGCCCGACCCUGGACGUGCCGGCCCCAAGUCCAGCAGGCAGCGGGGCCCGGAGAGGUCGGCGUCCCUGACAAAGGGCCCCCCGUGGGCAACCCAGGCUGGAGGGGCACCCCCGGCCCACAGGGCUGGACGCCGCGGCCCCUGGCGACCGCGCGCCCCUGCCUGCGCCUCGGGGCCCUCCGCCCUGCAGCGCAAGUGGGGCGAGCGCGCAGGUGCCCGCGGGAGGCGCGGCGGGGGCUGGCGGGGCGCCGGCGCGAAGGCGGGGUCGCUGGGGCAGCCGGGCCGGAGGCGCGCUGGGGGGCCAGCCUCGGCGAGGGCUUCGCCCGUCUCCCCGCCGCCCCGCCGGCAGCGCCUCCGCCCCGGGACCCACCCCGCGCGCGGCGCCCGCCCCGAGCCCGCCCCGAGCCCGCCCGAGUCCACGCCUCCCGAGAGCCCGGCGGCUCAGAGCUGGCGCAGCGCGAGCCCGGCCCCGGACGGACGCGGCCAGCCGACCCCCGCGCCCCGUCCUGAGGGAAAGCCCUGA